Ostreobium quekettii is the source of this 1371-nucleotide messenger RNA. The record is from the annotation of a GenBank genome assembly. NCBI's taxonomy places the organism in Eukaryota, Viridiplantae, Chlorophyta, Ulvophyceae, Bryopsidales, Ostreobiaceae.
AUGCAGCAGGCCAUGACCAAGGCGGCGAAGGACAGGGAGGCCGCGGCGGGGCUGGACGUUCUCUACGCUUCCGAUGAGUUCAGAAUGUACUGUUUCAAGGUGCUGCCGUGCUCCAAGCACUACAGCCACGACUGGACGGUGUGCCCCUUUGCGCACCCGGGGGAGAAGGCCAGGCGCCGGGACCCGCGCGUGUUCCGGUAUGCCGGGGUGGAGUGCCCACACGUGAAGGAGGGACUGAAGUGCCCGCGCGGGGACCUCUGCCCCUUCGCCCACAACAUAUUCGAGUGCUGGCUGCAUCCCACCAGGUACCGCACCCAGUUAUGCAACGAGCCAGCGUCCUGCAGGCGCAAGGUCUGCUUCUUCGCCCACGCCCUGGAGGAGCUCAGGGAGCCCUCCAACCCGCUGGAGUCGAUCCCCAAGGAAGCUGGCGCCAAGGCCGCCAGACUGUCCUUGGACAGCAGUGCAAGCACCACCAUGGCAGGGAUGGGCGCCUCGAGGAAUACACGGCGGUCGAUGGAGAUCCCGAUGUCGCCGCAGCCACCCGCAGAGCACGUCCAGGUAUCUGUCCCUCUGGCUGGUGUGCCGCAGCUGCCCCACAACGUGCCCGCCGCCCUCAGCAGCCUCAGCCAGGCCACUGGCUCCAACAUGAGCAUGAACGACGUGGCAGGUCUCCUGCAGCAGCUCACUGUGUCCAUGGGCUCCCAGCAGCUCCCCCAGAACGACCGCAUCGUGCAACUGCUCAUCAUGCUCCUCGGCGAGAUAGCGCACGCCAAUGGCGGGCAGCCUGUGGAUAGGCACAGCAUGGACAGCAUCGCUUCUGGCACCCACAGGCCUGCAUUUCCCAGGGUGUCCAUCGACAACCAUGGCCUCCCAAUGUCUGCUGGAAUGAACCUGGGGUUUGCCAGCAAUGGCACGGUGCAGCUGCCGGGCGAUGCAGGGCAUGCGAUGGCGAGCCAGGAGAUGAUACCAGAACACGAGCCGCUGAAGGCCCCCCUGGGGCGUGUCUCCGUCGAUACAAUGAUGAAUCCCUAUGGGCCAGGCAUGCACACACGGGGCCCAUCGAUUGACGCCCUUGGGGCGGUAGCAGUGUCGGAGGCCAUCUCAAUGGGCUUGAGUGGUGUAAGACGAGUUUCCGUCGACAGUGCCCUGCUGACAGGUUACCGACCUGUGCAUGGUGCAAGGGCUGCACCUGGGAUGAAGUAUGGCAUGUUCGAUGCCAGCACAAUGACACCCAGCAUGUCCUACAAUGGCAACAUGGUGGAUGCUGAAGUGCUGAGGUCGUCAUCAGAUAGCAGCCAGUCAGACGAGACCCAGAUGGAGAGGCCGUCCGCCGAUGGACCCCUCCCCGAUGCAUUCAUUCUGCAUUCGUGA